This is a messenger RNA of Ochotona curzoniae (black-lipped pika), 2491 nucleotides long. RefSeq names its product arginine vasopressin induced 1 (gene AVPI1). The transcript is spliced from 3 exons. NCBI's taxonomy places the organism in Eukaryota, Metazoa, Chordata, Mammalia, Lagomorpha, Ochotonidae. The coding region runs from base 838 to 1314 and encodes 158 amino acids. The record is from RefSeq and is a predicted model, not a curated record.
AUGGUGCUGCAAGUACUUGGGUCCCUGGCACCAGCUGCUGGCUUCAGCCUGGCCCAGGACUUGCUGUUGUAGACAUUGGAGGAGUGACGGAGUAGAUGGAAGGUCUCUCCCUGUUGAUCUGCGUUUCAACUAAAUGAAACUGAAGAAAUGAAGCCUUGGAGGGGCCUGGCCCGGUUCAUGGAAGCUUGGCUGCAGCUGGGGGCACAGGCUCCCCAGAUGGCCAUGUGUUGGUAUCUGUGACUCACCUGGCUGCAGGCUGUCAGAUAGUCCUGACUGCAAGUCAGAUUCAAGCUGCUGCUGCUCCGUGGUCAUCCAGCCUUCACCUGGGAAGGUAGGAUUUGCUGACUCGGAGAGAACGGACAACACGCCGUUCUCAACCAUCCUAGCACUGCCCAAGCCACCCCAGUAUACUUGGGCUAGGCCAUAGCCAGCUGAGGUCACAAGGUGUGUCGGAGUAGCAAUGCCUCCCUGUCUGCCACCGGAUCCUGUGGCACAGCUCACUGCAGUAGAGCAGGGGUUGGUCUCCAGGGUACACUGAGGAAGCAUGAGGCAGGCCACUGUGCCGGGAUACCUGGAGUCUGGUGCAUAACCGUGGCUGAUCCUUGAAGUACCCGUUCCUGAGGCAGUGGCUUAGGCAUGUCAUCAGUGUUAUGGGACUAAACCUGUUACAGAGCAGUGGAUGUGUGUUAAGUGCUCCUGGCAUCUGGGUGGCCCUUAUAGCCAGGCCUACCUAGGUUCUCCUCCCAGCCUCAUGACCACUGAGCCACACUUCUUUAUUGAAGAUGCGGAUUAACAGUAAUUCUUGCCUCCCAGGUUGCUACGACCUUCUGAGAGAUAAUGCAAGUGUCUGAACCAAGAGUACCCAGCAUGGGCACCCCAGCCUCUGUGGUCAGCGAGCCGCCCCCGUGGAAGCCCCCAACAGAAGUGCGGGGCCGCAAGCAGGCCUCGGCCAACAUCUUCCAGGAUGCGGAGCUGCUGCAGAUCCAGGGCCUGUUUCAGCGCAGCGGGGACCAGCUGGCCAAGGAGCGUGCCCAGAUUAUCUGGGAGUGUGCUGGGGAGCACCGUGUGGCAGAGGCCCUGAGGCGGCUGCGCAGGAAGAGGCCUCCUAGGCAGAAACUGCUGGGCCACUCGCUGCAUCCCUGCAGCAGGCUCCGGAUCCCAGAGCCCCGCUCUCCACUGGCUGACUCGCAGAGCCAUGCCACAGAGAUGGCCUCCAGCGAGCAGCAGCCGAGCAUCCGGAGGACAAGUGCUAGGAUCCGCCAGAACUGGGCCAAGCCGGGCCCCACAGGCUACCUCCACCAGAUCAGGCACUGAGGCAGGGAAGGGGCCGGGAAUGGCAGUGGCUUCCCCAGGAAUCACAGGGACCUUUGCCCAAGGGCCUGGGGAGGUGAAGAGGAAGAGACCUGGGGCGGGCAGGCCUACCUGAAAAACCCAAAGGAAGAGACCGCUGCCACUGGCCUGCUCCAUGGAGAGCAGGAGGCAUCCGUUUGGCUUGGUUCGGUGGGGUCUGAUCCUCACUUAGAUGAGGAAGACCAGUGACUGUCCCUGCCUCCGCCCUUCCUCACCUAACACUGUACUCGGGCUGCAUGACCUUCCCUGGGAGCCGAGUGGCAGGCUCUUGGACGCAGCAUCUCACUACUUCCUACUGAUCCACCUGCUGCUACUGUAACCCAUGAACUAGUAGCCUGUCCCAUAGCCGAGCACCGUCAGACCAGCACAAGGGAGCUGAGGUGUUAAAUGGCAAACACACACACUUUUAUCAAGAACUGUAUAACUGCGUUGCAGCAGGGGAGGAUCCUGAAACAGCAGCUCAGGAGUAGGGGCGAGGCACCCCAGGAAGAAGAAAUCAGGGCUGGCUUCUGCUUUGUCUUCCCCAUGCUCCAUCAGAUCUGAGGAACAGCAGAACACUGUGUAGGCAGCCCUGCUCAGUAGGCGCUGGCUGCUGGAUGGGCUACAUCUGCAAACCAAUGGGCUCCAGCAUCUCACGUGGCUUCUUCAUCCCCAUGGGCUGACCGGGACCAAUCAUCCUCCAGCCGCCUGCACUGUCCAUACAUAAGGAGCUAGAUGAACUACGGUGAGGUCUUUGUUGGAAUGAGAAAAUGUAGAAUCUCUUAAACAAGAUACAAGAUGCUUGCUUCUCCCCAAAAAUCUGCCUUUAACAAGAUCAAAGUGGUAAUCCCACUCCUCUGGCUUUUCAGUUUUAUUUUAAGAGUAGCCAGGAAGCAGCAAUUCUAUGCUUUAUCAGGAGAAGUUACUUAUGGUUACCCUAUAGUAAUCCUCUGGUGGAUUUUUGUUUUAUAUUGGGAAGUUGCAUAAUUACAAUUUUGAUGGGUUUCAUCCCCACCCUCUGAUUGUUAGUUGCCGUUGUAUUUUUUUCACCAAAAAUUGUGCUUAAGAGAUUUGACUCUGUUUUUCACUUGUUUCCUUUUGGAGCCAUCUCCUGGCUGCUGCAGCAGGUUCCUGACUAAAUAAAUCAGUCUUGCUUUGCUCA